Phragmites australis (common reed) is the source of this 1230-nucleotide messenger RNA. RefSeq lists its product as uncharacterized. NCBI's taxonomy places the organism in Eukaryota, Viridiplantae, Streptophyta, Magnoliopsida, Poales, Poaceae. The record is from RefSeq and is a predicted model, not a curated record. The transcript has 3 exons. The coding region runs from base 248 to 958 and encodes 236 amino acids.
CGUCCGUCGCCGGGUGCCCGGGUCCAAGCCGAGGCCAGGACGCUUUCGCCCGCCUCGCACUCCAACUCCACUCGCUUUCUCCCCUCCCACCCGCUCGCUCGCCUUCCUCCCUCUCGUCACAGAUCUCCAUCCCACCGUCAAGGCGGCGCGGCGCGGAUCGGGCCGGCGCCGAGGGGGCUAAGGCCGUCGCAGCUCGCGUCCCAGCAGUGCGAAGAGAGAGCACGAGCGACCAGGAAUUGAGCAGGGGAUGGACGGCGGCGUCGGCGGCGGCUUGGGCGGGCUCCAUUGGACCGCGGAGGAGGCGUCGACGAUCGGGGGCAUCGCGACGGUGUCGCUGCUGCACUCGUUCAUCCCUACGCACUGGCUCCCCUUCUCCAUCGUCGCGCGCGCGCAGCGUUGGCCGCUCUCCCGCACCCUCCUCGUCACUGCAUUUGGAGGUGUUCUUCAUGUUGUUUCUACGGCUCUUCUCGGGAUAACUGCAGUUACUAUGGCAAACACUAUAGCUGGCGAAGAAACAGUGCACAAGCUUGCCUCUCUGUUGCUAGUUUUUCUUGGAGGAAGUUAUAUCCUGUUAUUUGUGUUAGGAAAAGGUGGUCACAGCCAUGCUCAUAAUCAUCCAAUGGAAAAGAUGGCAGUUGCUGGUCUUGUACUUGUGCCUGCACUAUCGCCAUGCGCAACAACCCUUCCAGUUUUUCUCGCAGUUGGCAACUCUUCCUCAAUGAUGAUUCUUGCGAUCAUUGUGCUCCUCUUCAGUACCAUCACAGUGAUGACAUCGUUGGUGGCCCUCUCAUUCUACGGCGCUAGCCAAAUCCAGUUUCACUGGGUGGAGCGCUACGACAAGAUGCUCGUCGGCACGGUGCUGUGCCUUGUCGGAGUCUUAACAUACGUGUUCCAUCAUCACGACGGCGAUGAGCACUCUCUCCAUGCACAUGUGCACAGGAAGCUCGUGGCUCCAUAGAUGGCUACAUAGCGAAUGAAGUUCCGCAUGUUUGUGUGGCAAAUUUGAUGUUGUUCCCUAACCGUCGUCGCAUCGUGGUUGCUGUACACAGAUGUGAUUAUUAAUCCAUCCAAAUUUAUCUGCCUUUCUGGCCUUGCUAGGAAUUCAGAUCAAGUGAAUAUAGCGGAAGCUGCGUGAACUUUGUAACCUUGUGGUGGUGAUGUACAGGUUCAUUCUGUGAUCUUAUCGGGACUCGGAAGUGUUUGAACUCAGAUUUUGUUUGGUGUUCUAAA